GUGGGCGACCCUGAGAGACGAUAAGGACGAGCUUCCCGAGGACUUCCUCCACCAGCUGUUCCAGUGGGCGUUGGAGUCCUUGGCCUAGUGACUAUCAACAGACGUCUAGGUUGCCUGGAGAACACGCCGGAGGCCCUACGGAUGAUAGAGAUCGCGGAUGACCUCGUCCGCAGCAUCCAUGGCCUGGAGAUGGGGUCACUCGUCCGCUGGUGGAGGUGGGUCGACACACCGGCGCUCAGGAGACUCAGGAAAGCACAUGAUGAGAUGCUGAGCUUCGUCCACGCGGCCGUUCAAGAAUCCCAACAGUCGCUCCAGUCCCGACGUCCGGACUCCGAGGAGGACUUGAACAUCGUCGAGAACCUCCUCCUCGACCCUGUCUUGACUUACGAGGACGUCCAUGCCUUCCUCAUCGACGUAUUUUUCGCCGGGAUUGACACGACCUCCCUCUCCUCCACCUACACCAUAAUGAGACUGGCGCAGAACCCAGACAAGCAAGAAAAAUUACAGGAAGAACUAGACCGUGUUCUGGGAAACGGCGAGCAAGUCAUCAGUCCUGACCAUAUAAAGGAACUCCGGUAUCUCAAAGCCUGUGUGAAGGAGGCUCUAAGGUUGGACCCGCCAAUCAUCUGUGUCGUGAGAAAAACCACGAGAGAUAUGGUACUUCGCGGCUUCUUGGUGCCAAAAGGGACCAACAUGCAGCUCUACACUCGAGCCUCGAGUAGGAGCGAGGAGUUCUUCCCGAGGGCGACCGAGUUCCUCCCCGAGCGGUGGCUGAGGGAGACGUCGGCCUCGAACUCCGUCCAUCCCUACGCCUCCCUGCCCUUCGGCGCCGGGGUCAGGAACUGCGCCGGGAGGAGGUUCGCCGAGCAGGAGAUUCAUAUACUGCUGGCUCGGAUGUUCCACAAGUACCGACUGGAGUGGCGAUACGAUCCCUUGGCGCCGACCUUCAGCAUGCUCAUGAUGCCAGAUAAGCCCCUGAGGUUCACCAUGAGGGAGAGGCGAUGAAGGAACCAGCCAGGACUGCUUUUGUUUUCUCUUGUUUUUCUUUUUUUUUCUUUUCUUUUCUUAGUUUUCGGUGCCAAAGUUAGAUCUUAUUGUUAUGUUAAAGAGUUUUAUUGGCAUUUUUUUUUCUUUUCUUAGCUUUCUGUGCCAAAGUUAGAUCUUAGUGUUAUAUUAAAGGGUCUUAUUGGUAAUUUUUGUCUUUGAAUUUUGGUGUGCGGUAUUUGUAUUGCAUGAUGUAAUGAGACAUGCAUAUGCAUACGCACACAACGCGCGCGCGCGCGCACACACAC
This is a messenger RNA of Penaeus vannamei (Pacific white shrimp), 1292 nucleotides long. Lineage: Eukaryota; Metazoa; Arthropoda; Malacostraca; Decapoda; Penaeidae. The record is from RefSeq and is a predicted model, not a curated record.